Lachancea mirantina is the source of this 432-nucleotide messenger RNA. The record is from the annotation of a GenBank genome assembly. NCBI's taxonomy places the organism in Eukaryota, Fungi, Ascomycota, Saccharomycetes, Saccharomycetales, Saccharomycetaceae.
AUGUCGGAAGAAGUGCCAACUGAGCAAUACAAAGCGUUGACGCAAAAGGCGCUGGAAGCUAGAGAUGCGUCUUACUCACCCUAUUCGAAGUAUCGUGUUGGUUGCUGUAUUCUCACGAAAACCGGCGAAUUCAUAAGUGGAGCCAAUGUCGAAAAUGCGAGCUACGGCGGCACCAUUUGUGCCGAACGCACGGCAGCGGUUAAGGCUGUCACCUCAGGCCAUGCCGACGACUGGGUGGCCGUUGCCAUCGCUGGAGACUCUCUCAGCAAUUGCAUCUCGCCAUGCGGUAUCUGCAGACAAGUGUUGCGCGAAUUUCUGCCUCGUCCGGCACCUAUCGUUAUGCUCAAUGGGGAUGCGUCUCGCCAGGUUGUAAGAUCGCUAGAAGAACUGCUGCCGCUAAGUUUCGGGCCAGAUGACUUGAACGAAGCCUAG